GUGGCCGCCGCACAGUCAGGUUGAUGGAGAGAAGAGGAGAGCGACGUGGUGGAGAUGUAACAAACAACGGAAACAACUAUUUUAAUGUUCUUAGUUUCCCUCCAUCGUACACUUGACUUUUCUCUACUUUGUUUACUUUUCUUUCUUAUUUCACGGCGGUUUUGCCGCUUUACGGUCAGAGUCGUGUAUCCUUGGCAACGCGAACAACUGUCCUGCGAAGUUUGGAUCAAGUGUUCCACCUUCAGCCGGAAAACAAACUGGAUAUUUACCCGCUAAACUAACGGAACAGACUCCGGGCUGCAUGAGAGCGUUUGUGGAAGUGUUUCUAACAGUUUUAUUCAUAUUUAACGCUUUCCACUGGAAACCUACUGUUUAGGGAAACGGGGCAGCGCGAGACAAUAGUGGUGUGAGAGAGAGCUCGUGCAGGGGGGGAUCGAUGCCUCGCGGGGGCUUUGUUCUGUCCUGUGUGGUGACCCACCGCGAGCCUGCUGCGGAUAUCGACUGAUUGACCGGUGGAUUUAUGAUCGGUUGGUGACUGAUAAACGGACUCGGAACCAUGGACGUGACUCUGUCCGAGUUACUGGCCACUUUCAUGGAGUCACCGCUGGUGGUGUGGGUGCGCACCUUGGGUCCUUUGGGUUCAAGUGACGACGUAGGCUCAGAGGAGCGGGUCAACAUGUUUAUGGAGCUGGUGGACGGCGUCUUCCUGCACAAGAUCAUGACACACAUUGACCCCAGCCCAACCAAUCAAAGGCUGAACAAGAAUGUGAACAAUGAUGUGUCACUUCGUCUUCACAACCUGAACGUUCUCACCAGACACAUCAGGACGUACUACCAGGAGAGCUUACAGCAGUUGAUAGUCAUGCCUCUUCCUAACAUCCUCUGCAUCGCCAAGGAUCCGCUGUCAGCAAAGAGCAUGGAGGAGCUGAAAAGACUUUUGUUGCUGAUAUUAGGCUGUGCUGUCCAGUGUGAGCGUAAAGAGGAGAUGAUAGAGAAGAUCAAGCUGCUGGACAUUGAGACCCAAGCUGCCAUCGUCUCUCACAUUCAGGAGGUGACCCAUAACCAGCUGAAUGUUCUUGACCUGUCCUGGAUGGAGGAAGGAUCAGAGCUCCCACACGAAGAUCUGGAACCGCUGUCCCGCAACAUGGCUGCAUCGCUACAGCAACUGAUUGACCAGAGAGACAAAGCCAGUGAGGUGAUUGUUGAUCUGACCCAGGAGAGGGACUACCUGUCCAGUCAACAGCCGCAGGAGGGGUGCAGGAACCUGGGCCUGAGCAGCCCUGAGCGUGGGCAGAGUGCUGGAGGUGGGGGAGUGAAUGACGGUGGAUCGGCUGUGACGGUGUCUGGACUGACCAAAGAGGAGAAGCAGCAUCUGUCUGUGGAGCUCGCUGAUACCAAGGCUAAGCUCCGCAGAUACAGACAGGAACUAGAAGAGAAGACAGAGCAGCUGAUGGAUUCUAAACAUGAAGUAGAGCGACUGGAUCAGGAGUUACAGAAACAGAAACAAGAGAACCAGUCGCUAUCUUGUGAGGCUCGUUCAGUCAGAGUGUACCGGGACGAGGUGGACUCACUGAGGGAAAAAGCAGCGCGGGUCGACCGACUGGAGACUGAACUGACCAGAUGCAAAGAAAAACUCAAUGAUGUUCACUUCUACAAGACCAGAGUGGAGGAGCUUCGUGAGGACAACCUGACUCUCAUGGAGACAAAGGUGCUGUUAGAAGAGCAGCUCUCAGCCUCCAGGGGGCGUUGUGAUAAACUACACACGUUGGAGAAAGACAACUUAUUACUUCGAGCUAAAAUACACGACCUGGAAAUGGAGAGGGACAAUGAGCGUCGGAGGUUGGAAGAGCUGGUGGAAGAGAACAUGCUGCUGGAGAUUGGACAGAAACAGAGUAUGAACGAGUCAGCUCAUCUGGGCUGGGAGCUGGAACAGCUGACCAAGAACCAUGACAACACUAACACAGAGACUCGUAAGUCGUUAGUCCAUGAGCUGAACGAGUGUGUUUCCAGUCGGGUGUUGAAGCUGGAAAAGGAGAACCGGGAGCUUCAGGCCUCUAUAGAAAGACUGAAAGAGGAGAACCACCUCAUGCAGGAGCAGCAGCUCCACACCCAGGAGCUGGACAGGGAGAACCAAAGCCUCAGCAAGAAGUUGGACCGGCUCCAGGGUUUAUUGGACCAGGAGAGACUGACCAAUCAGGACAUGGAGUCGCUGGGAGAAGAAAUAUUGAAGGAAAAGCAGAGUCUGGAGAGAGAACUGCACACUCUUAAGGCUGAGAAAGACCGACAGAUCUCAGAGCUGGAGAGUGAGAAGCAGCACCUCUCUGAUGCUGUGGCGUCCCUACAAGAGCGCGCUCAGUCAAACAGCGAGGCAAGGGUCCGUGAGGUGGAAACAGAGAACCGUCUGCUGCACCAGAACAUCACUGACACCAGCUCCCGAUUGGCCAGCUUAGAGACACAACUCAAACUAGCCAGUGAGGAUGCAGAGAGGCUGAGGGAAAGGGCAGGGCGGUGUGAAGAGGUGGAGCGAGAGGUGGCGAGGCUGGAGAGGAGCAGGGAUGCUCUGAACAGAGAGGUGGCUUCUCUGCGUGCAUGCAGCGAGCGGUCAGAGACUCUAGAAAAGCAGGUGUCCUCCCUGGAGCAGGAGGUGCACAGGCUGAAACGGGAGGCAGAGGAGGCCCAGCGGGAGCAGCAGCGACUGGAAAAGUAUGAGGCAGAAAACAGCCUAAUGUCAAAGGAGAACCUGGACCUGCGCUGCUCCCUGGAAAACCUGCGCUCCUCAUCCGCCCGCCUGGCCACCCUCCAGGAGGAGCACAAAGAGGCACAGAGAGAGACACAGGAUCUGCAGAGGAUGCUGGAAGAGGCCAGGGAGGAGGCACAAGGAGAGAGGAAGAAGGUAGAGAGGCUGGAGCUGAACCUGGCAGCUUUGAACCAGGAGAAACAUCGCUUAGAGGAGGAAAUACAGAAGAGCAAAGAGGAGAGGGAGGAGGAAGAGAGACAGAAGCAGGAGACUCAGGCCAGAGAGGAGGAGCUGAGAAGAGAAGUGGAAGAACUGAAGGAGGAGCGGAAAAGGAGAGAGGAAGUUGAGGAGGAGAGGAGGAAGCUCCAGCUGGACUUGGAGCAGUCAGAGAAGGGUAGGAAACACCUGGAGAAGGAGAGCUGGAGGAUCAGAACCCAGCUCGAGGGUAAAGAGACAGAAUUGGAGGAGAAAGCCAGGCGAUUGGCUACAAAGCAGAAAGAGGGCGUGGCUCUGAGUAAGGAAGUUGAUAGACUGAAGGAAGUGUCAGUCAAAGCCAAGGAGUUGGAGAGGGAGAACAAGGAGCUGCAGAAACAGGCAACGAUUGACAAGAGGACUCUGGCCACUCUGAGAGAGGAGCUGGUGUCAGAGAAGCUGAGUGUUCAGCAGCAGAGUGUUGAGUUAGAGAGACUCAAUGAAGAACUGGAGAAGAUCGGACUGAACAGAGAAAAACUACUACAGCAAGAACACACACUGGAGGACAGCAGGUACAGGCUGCUGGAGUCUCGGCUUGAGGAAACUGUCCAACAGACAAUGAAGAUUAAAGAGGAGAAAAUCUCCUGUCUAGAAAAGAAACUCGAGGAGAGCAAGACACUCAACACUAAACUACGUGCUGAGCUAGCCACUGGGGAAGAAAACCACAACUCCCAGCAUCACUCAGGAAGUGACAGGGGUCAAGGGUCAGCUACUGCUGAGCUUCUACGAAUGAAAGAUCAUCUCAUUGACGUGGAAAAGAAUAAUGCCUCCCUGCAGACAGAGAGCAGUCUGUUGAAGGGGCAGCUCAAACAGCUGGAGAACCAGAACUCAUCUCUUAACAACCAGAUGCUGGCAUUGCAGCGACACGUCACCACUCUGCAGGAACAGAAUUCAGGCUUGCACACACAAACAGCAAAAAUACAGGUGGAGAACUCCACGCUGUCUUCCCAAAGUGCAUCUCUCAUGGCCCAGAAUGCCGUGCUGCAGGGCCAAGUCACCGCUUUGGAGUCGGAGGUAGAGUCGUGGCAGAGGCAGCGCGAGGAGGCAUGGCGGGGCAGAGAAAGCGUGCUCAGUGACCAUGAACGCCUGCUGAGCGUUCAUGAGAGGCAAGCACAUGAGUACGAGCAGCUGAUCAGUCAGCACGCCGCACUGAAAGGCAAACAGAGAACGCUAGAGAGCGAACACAGGACGCUGCACAGCAAGUAUUGUAAUUUGCUGCAGCAGAAGGAGAAAUGGGAGGAGCAGGAGGGGCAUGGUCGAAAAGAGAAGGAGCAACUAAACCAGGAGAUCCAGAAGAAUCGGCUACUACAGCAAGAGAAUCUACAACUGAAAACAGAAGUGGACAGAUUAACAGAGAACCAAUCACAGCAGUCAGAGCAGAGUGAGGGGCUGCAGCAGCGCUUGAAUGAACUCAAGAGCUCAUUAAGCACGGCCCAGUUGGAACAGAGCCGAUGGAUGGCACGAUACGAUUCGCUAAUGGAGCAACACCAGGGCCUGGAUCUAACUAUGACCAAACUAGACAACCACUGCGAGCUGUUGAGUCGACUGAAAGGGAACCUGGAAGAGGAGAACCACCACCUCCUGAGUCAGAUCAACCUGCUGAGUCAGCAGAACCACACACUGCUAGAGAGGAGCAUGGAGAGCAAAGAGCUGUAUCACCAGGAGCAGAAACUCUACAUUGAUAAGCUGAACGCUCUUCGUCGUCAGAAAGAGAAACUAGAGGAGAAGAUCAUGGACCAGUACAAGUUCUAUGACCCCACACCGAAAAAGAGGAGUCAGUGGUCUGGAGCCAAAGCUUUAGCCAAACUGAUCAAACCCCGAAAGGAGAGCAGCAGGGAGAGAGGAGCGGACCGAGACAAGGAAGGAGCCAAAGACAGGGAACGAGCAAAGAGUGCCCCAGACAUCCCACUGCCUUCCCCACCUCCCCUCCUCCCCCCUGAAACCCCACCACCGCUUCCCCAGCGCACAGGAAGUGACACACAGGAUAGUGGCCUUAGCCACAGUAACCAUAACAACCACACCACCAGCACCAGCCUGGGACCCCAGAGUCCAGCCCUGACACCCGUCAGCCGAGGUAUGACUGACAGGGGCCGAGGGGUUUAUCGUAGCAGUACUCCAGGAGGCAGCAAUGAGAGUGUCAAUGGAGAGGAUGGCCAUGGACAAGGUCAGAGCCAUAAAGCUCUGAGUUCCACUCCAAUCCAUCCGUCAUCCUCUUUGGGCCUAAUUAACAACUCCAGCUCCAGAAUGGGACAAGACCCUGGCCGCAGGCAAAGAGGUCCGUUAUUUGAUGAAGACUCCCGCCACAACACCUCUGACUCUGUUUUUGGUCAACAUGGCAACACGGGAGGUCGCCCGGGGUCGGCAGACUUCAGCCACAACACUUCCAGCUCCAACUCACCUGUCAACUGCAGAGACACGUCAGAACGUCAAAUUCGCUCAGCCAGCCUCUCCAGUGAUGACGUCAUGGGUCUCAGCCAAUCACAACAGACUCUGUCACGUAGUUCCACCCUUCCAUACGACCACACACCCCAAAGAGCCCAACCACAGCGUGGAGGUGCGGUUAGGACUAAGACCCGUCCAUCUUCUCCCGGAAGUGAGAUGGUGACACUGGAAGAGUUUCUACACGAGAGCAACCUACAGUCACCGCCUAUGGUGUCCACAGGAAGCAGGGAGGACUUGAUGACCGACUAUUUUACCAGAAGUCCCGCCCCCUCAGCUCCAGCUGGCAGAGAUCAGGUGACUCCCACCAGCUAUGUCACACCAACUGUACAGUCAUCCAACCAGAGGCCGGGCCAGAGCGUCAAGCCAUCACCUCGCCAGCCUGUAGGUCAGUCCCCAGCCUCAGGUCAGCCUGUCACCCAGAGAAGCAGCCAGUCACUGAGCAGAGCUUUCAGCCUAGCCUCAGCUGAUUUGCUACGCUCCAACGGACCAGACAGUUUCCGUGGAAAUGAAGGCCAGUCAGACACAGUCGUUAGGAGACAAGGAGGAGGGGCCAGUGGGAGAGAACGGCCGCUGUCAGCUCGGCUGGCGGGUCCGACCAAUCAGCAUGGAGAUAGCAGCUUUCUAAAUCCGCCUAUUCACCAUUCGUCCUCUCUCAAUCUGCAAACGGAGAGAUACGCAGAGAGAGAAAGAGACAGAGGGAGGACUCCCGUCUCUCGGAACGGCCCCACUGCUUCCUCCUCCUACCACCACCGUGGAGAGGUCGCCAUGGUAACCCCUGUCAGGGCCGUGCCUGCCCCACGACCUGAUGAAGCCUCAGAGCAUGGGGAAGUGUUAAGGGAGGGGCGGUCAGGUGACUCCUCCCACUUAAAGAAAGAAAGUGACAGAGCGAGGUGUGGCUCUGUGGAACGCCCAAAAAGCACUCCUGCUUCCCCUGACCCCAACAACGACCCUCAGACUGUGUGGUAUGAGUACGGCUGUGUCUAAACACUGACACUAAUGAACGUCUAUGGGUGUGGCUGUGACUAAAGACGGGAAUACUGGAGCUUUACGGGCUGAGUCCAAACCCUCAGACACAAGUAAUCAGUCUCUGGACUGUGCUGUUUGUACUGUGGAUAAAUGUUAUGACUCUUGAAGUGUACGGUUAAGCUUUGCUCAUACACAACAUCAACUGGAAACAAGACUAAAUCCUGAAAAGCAAAGCCACAUUUUAAACAAAUCUUUACAUGAAAGAGUUCAGUUUGUCUUUUCGGGAACAAACUUUUUUUAGACAAGUAACCAAACCUGAUACCAUACACGUCACCUGCCAAUACAGCUGAUUAAAACAGUCUAUCAGGAAGCUUAACACAAACAAUCACAUCACAUCUUAAAUACUGGAUCUAUAGAGUUAAUUUCCUUUUGGCAUUUUUCAUCUCAAGCUGAAUCUCUCUGAAGAGGAUGGGAUAUAGAUUUGAGCUCAAUCACUGAUUGCUUUUUUUAAGGAUUUAGACAUGGACAUCACAACACUAUAGAUGGUCUCUAAGAAUGCUGGAAAUCAUUGGUCUCUGCUGUUUUAUUAUCACUGUGUUUACUGUGAUCCAGCAAAAAUCCAGAGCCCACAGGAUGUUUUUUUUUUGUUCUGGGGCAAAGGAGCCACCAAAAGAGAUUUUUUAAAAAGGUGUUGUAAUUACUCCAUGUUUUAAAAAUUAACAGUGGAUAUUUUAACCAGAUGAUGAUUCAGAUUUUUUUUAAGAGUGCUAAUUUUAACAAAUACAGAAAUGGAGAUGGGAGCUGAGAUGUCUAAAGUUCGAGAAUCCAUAACACUUAAAGCCUGCAGGAACAGAGGACAAGUGCUACAUGCAUAGUUGUUGACCGAAAUACUAAGAAUGGGCUUAGUCUAUGAGCUGGAACUCUUUGACUGCUGACCGACACGCUGUCCGGUCCUGCUAAUGUUUACCUGGAUGCUACCAACUCAGCAGAACUGUAUGCCAGGAAUUAGCCGGCACCAAGAUGAGUGAUUGAACUAAAGUGAAGGCAACCAGAAGCACCAGAGCGACUGAAUGUAUCAGAUUUCUCCCCCUUUUUUGUCCUCUUCCUUUUCCUUCAUUAUCUAGAUCAAACACUGGGAAAGACCAGUGGGAGAAAGGAAGGAAAUGAAGGAAUGUAAGCAAAGAGAGUUGAGGAAAGUGAAGGAGAAAUGAGGUAAAAAGAUAGAGGGUGAGAGUAAAUUGAGGGAUGCUGGGAUAGAGAGCGGUGGACAGAUAUAGAGAUGGACGGAGUGACGGGAGGACGCAUAGAUAAACAGGACCGAGAUGGUGGUGCUCCUCCCAGUUAAAUUACAGUCUUUCUCCCUCCAUCUUUAGAUUCUGUCCCAGCAUGCAACACUCUGACACUUUACUGGAAAUGUUGCUCGGUCUGAGCCAACACUAGUUUCACAAACACACACCCAUACGCAUUCGUACACACACAUAAUGAUAUAUACAGACACAGAGGAAUUGUCCUUGAGGGGUUGGUUGUGGCUUCGCUGACCAUUGAGCUGGACGUAAUUCACACACACAUGCACACACACACGCACCACUGGGUAAACCACUGUGUUUUGGUUGGGUGUACUGCUGCACGCUAAGUUAGCGAGACAGUUGUAAGCACUGCACAACAGAGAGGAAGAGGGAGAGAGAGAUUCAGACUGAAUCCAGACCCACUGUAAUCUGGAUGGUAGAAUAUGUAUGUCAUGAAUCAGCUUUGUUUUAUAAUGUGCGAAUGCACCAAGUGUUUGACAAUUUCCUCUGUUGGUAAAAAUGACUUUGUUCUCAUUACACAAUGGGUCCAAGUGGCUCUGGUGAAUCUCUGACUUUGGUGCACCAUGCUCACAUUUUACACCAGCAUACACACCGUUAUGUUGGUCAACACGUCAUGUAUCAUUUAUUCUACUCAUAUUCAAUAGAAAAAUGAAAAACAAUGUUAUUUCCUUAUUCAUUCAUAAAUUUUUGUUUAUCUUGUUUUUGUACUUGAAAUUUUAUGCUUAUGUCAUAAAUAGUUAAUGCAAAUACAGGCCAUGGAGCAAAUUUGAUCAUGAUCAUUAAUACAAUUGUGCAAUUCCUGAAAAAGUCUUAAAAUGUCUUAUAUUUAGUUAUAUGAAUAUUAGACCUUUAUAGUCAUGAAAUUACUUUAUACUUGCACUUACCUGUUGACACAAUAUUGAUUAACCUAACUCACUUUUAUAACCAUAUUCCUACAUAAACCUUAAAUCUGCACAGGACCACAUUUAUACUGUUCACCUUUAUACUUACCUGCAGUACUUGAAUAAGAAAGAUGAUUUGCCCAAAAAUCAGUCUUAAAUUUGGUAAGAAUUAUCUUCAAAAGGUCUUAAAAAGCAUUAAAUGUAAAUUUCUGAUACCUGUAGACACCCUGAUGUAAUGUGUUUGAUCUGUGUGAAAAGGAAGUCCUAGGCUUUUUUUGUGUCUUGUACUUCAUAAACAUGUAGCAAAUAGAAAACGGGUUAAAGUUACUGCCUACAGUCUAACUCGCUGUAUCCAUGGUGAUGUUAUACGUCCUGCUGCUAUUAACGUGACAUUUUCCAAAAUACUUUGUUGGAAGAAAAGAACACUUAUGUUGAUGUUCAAACUCUGUUCAGUACAUUAAAUCAGGUGGCACCAUCGCCCAAGUGUAUUUGCUGCAAAAUAAGGCCGCCUUACUUUUCAAGCGAUUUCACUGUCGCAAAUAUUUUUCAAGGUCGGAAUAAAAUCAUGAGAUUUACCUCAGUUGGUGCGCACUCCCGUGGUGUCAGUCAUUUGGUGUAAGGCGGUCAUAAAACUCAGUCCAAGCUGUCUUAAAUCCGCCUUUUUCUCAUCUUGAUGUUAUUACAAGUCUUUAGUCUUAGGUCGUGUAAAUACUGCAGUUCAAUGAUGUGAACAUUGUCAACAAUCCAUAGCUGUGCUCUCUACAGCACCAAACAAGAAGCAGCAAAUGGGGUCAGCAGUAAUCAUGGAGGGGACUCUGAGGAGGCGCAAGAAUGCGAACAGGUCUUGUUCUCUUGUUCUGUGGAAAAGGAGGAGAAAUGGAGUUGUUGAGUAAACAACAGUCAGUGUUAAAUCUGCGUGUAUCUGAUCCACAGCUAAGCAAUAGACUGACAGCAAGCUGAGGCGACAAAAUCCCAAAUAUUAAGUUUGUAUGCAAAUACAGUUUAAUUUAAUGGAUUAUUUUGAUGCUGAAUUUACAAGAAUACUGUCGACAUAUGAGGCCUUGUAUCUUGUGUAUCCAGAAUUAUGCGUUUUAAAGAAGCGGGCCUUCCUUUGUUAGUAUCUUAAAGGGAAAUUUGUGGACGUGUAAGAAAUGGUAAAUAUGUCAUGUUUUUUAAAGGGAGUUUAGAGUAAUAUUUCCCACCAGGUGCAGGAUGGGAAAUAAUCUCGAGGAAUCUAGUUGUAGUCUUGCAAAUAUUGACCCUGUAAAACCCACAGUCUUAGUAAAAUCCUACAAUGUGAGACUAAAAGCUCACUUUUCUUUAGCUGUCAGAGGCUGUCAGACUUUAGUGUUUUUAUAUUCUUUGCAAAGACCUGGUCACACAUAUCAGACAUAAUGGAUCAUAGUCAAUUUUUUCAUUUCCUAUUUUUGACUCAAGCAUAAAGUCGAAGUACAAAAAAAACAAGCUGUCAUGAGGGGUUUUUUUUAUUUAUUCAUUAAUGACUAACAUAACAUUGUCUUUACAUUUUCCGAUUUUGGAUUCCAUUUUGAAUAUGAAAAGAAGGAAUGAUAAACAGAUUGGUCACACAGCAGGUUGAUGUUCUCUCACUUUAGUAACAACAGUAAUCUUAUAGUGUCUGCGUUUACAUGACAGUAGAGCAAACCAAUUUAUUUUUAGUCCAACUAAAACAAGAUUUUUCAAAAACAUGUUCGUCCAACUGAAAUUGGACCAAAUCGGAUUUGUCAUAGUGGAGUAACACACCCAGAAAAUGCCACUGGGAGUCGAAUUACUCCCGCAUGUAUACAGUCAGGCAGACCCAAACUGGCCUAGGUGCUCUGUGCAUGCUCCACAGUUUUGGCCUCUGGCCUUGACCUGGAAGUCAAAUAGCAUUAAAUACAUAACAGCACAAGAAGCCAGUAACAACAUGGUGAAAUCUACAUCCAGAGCCGUGCAUUUUUGGACAGACUAAAUGUACAGAGCUGUAAAGUUGUCCACCAUGGUACCAGUUUGCCGCUAGCUAACCGUAGCUUACCAAUUGUUUGGUCUGUGAUGUAAUAGGUCAGCUGGAGAAAGGUCCAAUACUAACAAGCUGAUGGGGCGUAUCGCCACCUACCGUAGUGGAGUCGGACAUAAUUUGGUCAAUAGAUUGAUUCUCCUCCCGUGCUUGUAUACUGGGACAAGGACAGUAGUCCAGUUAAAUGGCCAAGUAGAGCUAUAACUGUAGCUCAUGGUGCCACAUUUAACCGAAAUGUGUCUGAAACACACACACACAAGGGCACACAUAAGAGAAUUGAGUUAAGACUGAGAAUCACACAUCAUCUCACACUACAUGAUCUCAGUACUGGAUUGUUUUUAUAUCUUACCACUCAUCUUCCUGUCUGAAACUUGAAACACAAAAGGAAGACGCACACAAAGUUGAGAUUUUACUGGAGACGCACGUAUGGUUUCACAUAUGGUUUCUGGUGAUGACUGUUUGGGGGAUUUUCAAAUACUUGGUGUAUUAUUGGAGGCCACUGAACAGAGGGAAGAGGAGGAUGAAGAGGUGGGAGAACUGAAUUGAAGUAUGCCUUGGAGAGAGAUGAUGAUGUUAAUAGGAGACAAAAAAUGAAUCUCAUGCUGAUUAUGCUGAUGAACUGACCUUUUGUCUGUACUGCUGUCUGUAAAUACAAACCUGUCCCUCGUGCAUUAUUAACAACUGACAGUAAAGACAUUCCUAAAAGCACUAGAAUGAUGAUGAUGAGGAGGAAGAAGAAGAUGUAACACUGGAGUUAAUGAAAAUGAAGAUUUGACUGGAAUCCAUCACUAACCUUACCGCUCACCUUCUGAACAAAAAGCACAUGUCAAUAUGCAAAGAGCUAAAUUAUUUUACCUGUAACAUUUGUACAUGAUAUUAGAUUUUAUAAACUGGGCAGAUAUGAGACUGGGGAUACUUUUUGUAAAAUUGUCUGGAGCUUCAUUUUGAAAAUGUUUGAUACCAAAAAACAAAUCCAUAUUAAUUCCUGUAAACUGGUAAAAAAAAAAAAAAAUGUGGUCCCAAGAUUUGUAGAUUUAAAAAAAUAAAUAAAUAAAUAAAAAUGCUAGUAGUGAGAAGAUGUUAGCAGAUGAAGUAACAUGAUAUGAUUCACUGUAGACUGCAGGCUGAUGCUGUCGAUGGUGCUGCAAACUGUCUGCCUGUUGUGGGGUUGGUGUGUGUUGCCUUGUUUGUGCUGCACUUAAAGCACCUCUGCAUUAUUAGUUUCCAAAGCCUCUCAGGCCAUUUGUGUGUGUGUGUGUGUGUGUGUGUGUGUGUGUGUGUGUGAGUGUAUGU
This is a messenger RNA of Epinephelus fuscoguttatus (brown-marbled grouper), 11892 nucleotides long. It is a transcript of the gene ccdc88c, whose product is annotated as coiled-coil domain containing 88C. Gene Ontology annotation, biological process: cytoplasmic microtubule organization; cytoskeleton-dependent intracellular transport. Bases 557 to 6415 code for a protein of 1952 amino acids. The transcript is spliced from 31 exons. Gene Ontology annotation, molecular function: dynein light intermediate chain binding; microtubule binding. NCBI's taxonomy places the organism in Eukaryota, Metazoa, Chordata, Actinopteri, Perciformes, Serranidae. Gene Ontology annotation, cellular component: cytoplasm; centrosome. The record is from RefSeq and is a predicted model, not a curated record.